UCACAGCAAAGCCAGAAUGCCUCUUCUUGUUACCCUUUUCCUUCUCUUUCCAUGAUGGGGUCUCUCUCUCUUGCUUCCUCCAACUGUGCCACACUUUCGAAUGCUUCUUCAUCUCAAGAGAGUUGUGGCUAUGCCUCACCAAAUGGGAGGAGCACAAGCUGGACUUUUCCUUUCAUGAGGGAGUUCCUUUCCUCUAACUUUGAAGUCUGUAGUGAUGUUGUUGGGGUAGGGGAAAGUAACAGUUGUGACAAAAUAAAGCAAAGUGCCAGGUUCAAUGAAGAGAGUAACCCUAAUGAGAACCUUGUCAGUGGCAAAGAGGUUGAUAGUGGAAACUCCAAACUUUGUGCAAGAGGGCAUUGGAGGCCUGCAGAAGAUUCCAAGCUCAAGGAACUUGUGGCUCUUUAUGGCCCUCAGAAUUGGAAUCUCAUAGCUGAAAAACUAGAAGGAAGAUCAGGGAAGAGUUGUAGAUUGAGGUGGUUCAACCAGUUGGAUCCAAGGAUCAACAGAAGGGCAUUCAGUGAAGAGGAGGAGGAGAGGCUAAUGCAGGCACAUAGAAUCUAUGGCAACAAAUGGGCCAUGAUUGCAAGGCUUUUCCCGGGGAGAACAGAUAACGCAGUGAAGAAUCACUGGCAUGUUAUAAUGGCCAGGAAGUACAGAGAACAAUCCAGUGCUUACAGGAGGAGGAGAAUGAGCCAAUCUGUUUACACAAGAGUGGAGCAAAAUCCAAGCUUUGUUUGCAGCAGAGAUAAUAAUAAUAAUAAUGAUAAUAAUAAUAAUAAUGCCUCCACAACUGAACCAGAACCAUCACCUUCCUAUUGUCUCAACCUCCGCCACAAUGGAGCAGCACUCAGCAAUAACAUGCCUAGUUUCCCGUCCUUCCAAGGAAUUGUACCAGCUGUGGUUGGUAAGUUUGGCUUGAAUGGUUAUGGUGAGAGAGAAGCAAUGUCAAACACUCCACGACAUGUUGGAAUGUGUGCUCAACAAGCACCAUUUGAUUUCUUCUCUGUUGGUAGAAGCAAUGACAUGAUGGGGGAGUCUACGAGCCAGGUCAGAUUCAGGGAAAGGACUAAUGAAUCUCAUAACCAUAAUUGCCAAUUAUCUGGUUUCUACCCUCAUUACCCCCAACAACACUUGACGGCAAUGCAACAACUAGACAACAAUUUUUACAGUGUUUUGAAAUCCUCCUCAGCAUCGACAACAAGCACAGCCAAGGAACCAUCAUCAUCACCAUGUGUCGCAGAAAUGAAAGAUAAAGUGGUGAAUAGUGACCCCCCAGAUGGUGUUCCACUUCCACCCCAAUUUUUUGACUUCCUUGGAGUAGGAGCCACAUGAUCAGAUGAUCCAAAAGCUGCAAACUUCCCCGGAAGUUCCUCAAUAUAGGUGUGGUCCAACAUAACUGAGAAGCCAUUCGAGGCAUAUAGAAAGGAAAGGAUAGUUGCUUGAGUUUGGUUUGGUGCACUGUGUAAACUUGCGUCACUACCUGUGUGUUGAUGGUGAUAUCACCCGUCUCUAUUGUCAUUUCCUUUUUUUUCUCACAUAUGGGGGACCCUUCUGGAAACUAUUUCAAAAUAAUGCUCAUAAUUUAAUUCCAUUACCAUGAUCUUCCCUAUGCUCAGCUUCAAGUUCUUAUUUAUUUUUUUUCCUUUAUAUGGUUAAUUUUUUUUAGUUAAAACCAAAUGAAAGAUGGAAAGGGUCAUGUGGGGUAUUAAAUAUGUCCUAGACAUUCUUUGUUUCUUGUAAUGUGUUGUAUGGUUAAUUCGUUAGGAAUGUGUGUAUGUGAUGAUGGAGCUAAUCAAACAUUUUAGAGGAAAAAAUGUUAGGGUAGGACAAUAAUUGGCGAGGGUUGUUUUACAUGUAGCUACAGAAAGAUGAAUUGUGAACUGUGUUGGAAAAUAUUAUUGACGAGAAUAGUCCAAGUCCAAGAAGAGGAGAAAAGGGGAAUGGGUUAAUUGGAACUGUUGAGAACAUCGCUUUCUCAUGGGCCUUGAAUGCAAUAAGUGAGAGGCACAAAUUGUGCAACCGACUUCAAAUGUGCAUUCAUUGUGGGAACUGUUCUGUUCAAUAUCCUUCUCAUCAGCAGUGCUUUUGUGAGAAUUCAUGCCCCUCUCUUAUGUGUGGUCUUUAUUAAGCUUUAAAAUGAAAAUGUAUAACAAAUGCAAAUAUCAUCAUGGUUAAAUGUAAUGUACAAA
Cajanus cajan (pigeon pea) is the source of this 2189-nucleotide messenger RNA. RefSeq lists its product as uncharacterized. Lineage: Eukaryota; Viridiplantae; Streptophyta; Magnoliopsida; Fabales; Fabaceae. The record is from RefSeq and is a predicted model, not a curated record. Gene Ontology annotation, molecular function: DNA-binding transcription factor activity, RNA polymerase II-specific; RNA polymerase II cis-regulatory region sequence-specific DNA binding. Gene Ontology annotation, cellular component: nucleus. Gene Ontology annotation, biological process: regulation of DNA-templated transcription.